Messenger RNA from Leptopilina boulardi, 3559 nucleotides. RefSeq names its product formin-binding protein 4-like. Gene Ontology annotation, molecular function: protein binding. The record is from RefSeq and is a predicted model, not a curated record. The transcript has 12 exons. NCBI's taxonomy places the organism in Eukaryota, Metazoa, Arthropoda, Insecta, Hymenoptera, Figitidae. The coding region runs from base 325 to 3456 and encodes 1043 amino acids.
UUCAAUGCUUUUUGAGGUUAUAUGUGAUAAUUCCUAUAUAAAAUCUGUAAAUUUAUUUAUUAUAUGAAGGAAUUUAUGUAAUUUCAUGAGGACACAAUUUGUGUGAUUUUAAUUUUAAAUUUAUUACAUUUUUUAUAUUUAUUUUUUCUAGACUUAUGUAGUGAUAAAUAUUGUGAGAAAAUAGAGUAUGAAUUAUUUACUUUUUUGUACAUUCUUAUAACAUUUGCAUAAAAAUGUUAUAUUAACAUUGAGUGAUGUAUAGUAACAAUUAAGGAAUCGUAAUUUUUAUAUUUAUACAUUUUUUUUUUGUUUUGUUUUUUUAUUAUGAAAAGACGUCAAAGAAGACCCAUCUUGGAUAUUGAUGGGGAACACUCGAAUUCUCCAGUUAGAUUUUCACAAGAAAUAUAUAAACAAAGUAGUAAUUUAAUUCCUGGAGAAAAUGGAUCUAAUCCAUUGAAAGGAUUAUUAGGACAAUAUAAUUCAGAUAGUGAAACGGACGAUGUUCAACAAACUUCAAAUAAGUUGGACGAUAAAGUCAAUGAUUUUUUCAAGGAAAUUCAAUCGAUAGCUCCUGAAAAUUCUAUUGCUCCUCCUAAGGAUCAUAUUAAAGGAAAAUCAUAUUCUAUUCAACCAGAAAUGCCUUGGCAAGAAUGUUUUGAUGAGUCUACCGGCUAUCCAUAUUAUUGGCACACCAAUACAAAUCAAGUAACUUGGGAAAUGCCACCUGAAUAUAGAUUAUGGAAGGAAAAGAAGCAAAUGACCGUUAAUCAACAACAUAAUUUACAUGUGGGUCAUUGGCCUGGAGUUUCAUCAAAUAGUGAAAUACCUGAGGGUAUGAUACCAAAGGAAGUUGUUGCCCGAAAUAGAAACAGACAAGCAGGAAUUCAGGAAAAUCAAGUUCCACUUAAUACAAAACAACUUGAUACCUCUAUACCUCCACAUUUACGAGACGAUGAUUCCGAUGACGGAAAAAUUGAAAUGAUAACUUCCUUUGGAAAUGAAGAGAGCGAAGAAAGUGAAUCCGAUAGUCAUGUCGAAGAGAUCGCCGAAAGUAAACCGAAGAAAGUGCAUCAUCGUAAACCCUCGGAUUAUUCCAGUAGAGAGAGAAAUAAUGAAGUAAAAUCAAGUUCACAAUCAAUUGAAAUUGGCCCCAGUCUUCCGCCUGAAAUGCAAGAAAAAAUUUCAGGUAAAAAUUCAUCAUUUUCCUCGUCAAUUGAAAAUUUUCUUUCAACAAAAUCAUCAUCAUCAACAACUAAAAGUGUCUCUUCAAUAAAUUCAGAGUCGUCAAACGGCACCGAAGAAGAUAUAUUAAGACGUUUGAAAAAUCAAGCUAAACUAUUACAAUCAAUGGAGAAAAAUACAGAGUCUAAUUCCAGGGGUGGAUCACCAUUUGAGACAGAACAUAAUAAGAAUAAAAUACAAAAUGAAUCGGAAAAAUCACAAACACAAAGUGAAUUAAAAGUAUCAUUGGUACCUGGUUAUGAGGAUGAUUCCGAUAAUGAUGAAGAAAUUCCACCAGCUAGUGAAAUUAAACCUUUAUUUCCAAUUGUCGAAUAUGAAACUGAUAAACCAACGAUAAAAAUAGCGAACGAUGGAAUUGUGAAAAAAGUCGAAACAAGACAAACGGAAACGGGUUGUAUUCGUAUUUUUGAAUAUCGUAAUGUUGAAACCGAAAAAACCGAUACAACAGAUAUUGAAACUAAAGAAUUGAAUAAAGAAAUUGACAAUGUUGAUAAUUCGGAAUCGGAAUCGCGAAUUAAUCAACCCUCACAAGACAUAGUAAAGGUUAAUAAAUUUUUGGAAAAUUUAGAAACACCUACAAAAGCUUUUCAGAGAAAGAAAAGAAUAGCGUUUGAUGUUUUGCCAAAUCGACCAAAAGUGGUAGAAACUCAAGAAUUACCAAGUACAGAGGAGUCACAAACAGCAAAUACAAAUAAUGAGAGCGAUAGAUUUGGUUUUGGAUUCCAAAAAGAAAAGGAGGAAGUAACUGAGACCGAAUCUAUGGAAAUUAAACCAGAAGUUCCAGUAAAAAGUGAAAAAGAAUUAAUUAGUUUUGUGAAAGGUGAAACUAUAAACAAUAGCACAAAAUCAACAGAUGAAGUGAAAAGUAUACCAGCUGCUGAAAAUAAAGAAUUCAAAUAUUUGACUGAAAUGAUUUCGGAAAAAUUGAAAUUCUUAUCUGAAGGAUGUCAAAUGGCGUCGGCUGUUCAAAUUAUGGCGAUUCAACUUCAAACACUAUUAGAGGCAUGGGAGAGUGGGGACCUGAAACAAACGUAUCUCCAUCAAUGGUUAACAACAACGGGACGAGAAUUGAGUCGAUUAGAGCAAACAGCAGCACCACCAGGAUGGGAAUGUCAGUGGGAUAGAUCGCAUAAACGGUACUAUUAUCGGAAUGCGGCAACUGGUGCAGCCCAAUGGACUUAUCCAGAAAUGGACGUUAUCGGAGGUACCGAGGAAAUGGAAUUAUGCACAACACCACCACCUGAACAGGAGGAACCUAUUAUUGAGAGGGACGUGGAAUUAAAUCAAAAGAAUUCAACAACUGAGGAUAAUGAGAAAAAAGUUUCCCCAGAUGUGGAAGAAGAAAUCACUAAGGAUUCAAAUUCCAGUGAUAUUAAAGUUCCUCCACCGCCACAAAUUUCUAAUCCAAGUCCACCACCACCUCCCAGAAUUUAUGCUGAAGAUUUAAAGAGAGGACAGAAGCGAAAAAAUAGUCAAGACAACGAUUUGGAUAAUAAAAAAGAGAAAGUAGAACAAGCUCCACCACUUCCGGAUGCGACUGUUGAAACAUCUCAACCUCCUUUGCCACCAUCGCCGCCGAAAGUUAUUAAAUCCAAUGAACCUCUUCCACCGGGAGUUGAUCCACCUGAAAUACCUUAUGCAUUGCCAGCGACAGUUCUUGAAUCUGGUGUUUUAUACGCAGCCACUCCACAUCAAACGAAUCCAAUUUAUGCUGCGACAAUGGGAAAUGCCAUUUUAACGCAUCACACUGCACUUAUGCAAGGACAAUUAUUACAUUAUCCUGCAUAUCAUUUGCAUAAUCAGGCGUUAGUAGCAGCUGCGAGUCGAUUAGGACAGGAGGGCGUUCAAUUUAUGAUGACGGAUUAUUCACAAAUUUAUGGCACUAAUCAAGUUAUUGCCAAACCACCUGUAAAAGCACAUCGUGAAUCUUUAGGAUCGGCCAUCGAUUCAUUCUACAAUGAUAUUGCUUCAAUAGAAAAUAGUAAUUUGGAAAGUGAACAACCUGAGAGACCAGAAAGCAAUUAUCCAGAAGCAGUUUCUUCUCCUGUACCUCAAAUGCAAUCCGAAGAGAAUCAAUCGACAAAUUCAGAUGUAAUGACAAAGGAAAAAAAGAAGAAAAAGACGAAACUCGGAGUUGGAAAGAAGCAAAAAGAAAUGUCAAGUAUGGUGGCAAAAUGGCAACGUGUACAACAGAAUUAUGGAAACGCGAGUUGAAUUGUGAAAAAUUAUAUAAUACGUAAGUUAAUCGACUAAAAUAUCAAUUCUUAACAACAAAAAAAAACAUCCUUUAGAAAAAAUAAAAUUUGUUUUACAAUAA